Micropterus salmoides (largemouth bass) is the source of this 2891-nucleotide messenger RNA. Its product is annotated as activin receptor type-2A-like. Bases 868 to 1560 code for a protein of 230 amino acids. Lineage: Eukaryota; Metazoa; Chordata; Actinopteri; Centrarchiformes; Centrarchidae. The transcript is spliced from 4 exons. Gene Ontology annotation, molecular function: activin binding; activin receptor activity; ATP binding. The record is from RefSeq and is a predicted model, not a curated record. Gene Ontology annotation, cellular component: plasma membrane; activin receptor complex. Gene Ontology annotation, biological process: cellular response to growth factor stimulus; protein phosphorylation; activin receptor signaling pathway.
UUGAAAUUGUCCCGACAAGAGGAGGCGACGGACUUGGGAAAAGCAGCUCGUACUAAACGCGAUCGCUGCAUUAGCACCAGGGAUUAACGGCAGCUUUAGAGGUUAUUGUUAUCAUAUGAUAGUGUUUCAUCUUCAAGUAAUUUCGACGGACGAAGGCUGUUUGGCACACUUUGGAGCGGGCUAACAAAACGGAGGGAGCCUGGUAAUCGGUUGUUUCGCUGUUGGAGCGGACGGUGCUCUGGUUGUGGCCGGGCAGCCCCACCGGACUGUCGGACGAAACUGACGCUUCCACACGGAAUAUAACAGCAAUACGUUAUGAACCGUGGUGGGAGGUCAUUUUCAUUUUGACGUUUUAAAGCUAUACUACGGAACCUGUCAAAGAGAAGUUUGAUUGGAGAGCUGAGUGCGCUUGAUUUCCAGUCCGAUGGAUGUUAGCCCUGCCCGGCUGUGGCUCGGCUCUCUGCUCCCCUGGUCUGAAAAUAACAGGUUAAACACCAACAAGCACAGGUGAACGCGUCUGUUCAUAACAAUGCUGCAGACCUGGCAAGUAAAUGACAGCCCUGGCCUGAAUGCCAACAAGUCGCCCUCCAUUGCGUGUCUGUAAACCUGGAAAUACCAACAACCAUCCCCUCCUCUUCUUCACCCCCACCUCUUCCUCCCUUCUUUUUUUGGACUAACAAGACUGGCAUUACCUGGGAUAUUUUGGAUUUAGGCUCGAUCUUGGCAUUUUUAAUAAUGUCCUUUUUGCAGAGACAGUGCCCUCUAGAGCAGCAAGACAUUUAAUUUUACUCAGUCGUCUUGAGAUUGUUGGGCUUUUUUGUUUUUCUUUAUUCUCUUUCUAGUCAGAGGAUCAGAUUCGGAUGGAAAAUGGGAGACGCCACCAAACUGGCCUUCGCCGUUUUCCUCAUCUCCUGCUCUUCAGGUGCCAUCCUGGGACGCUCGGAGACGCAGGAGUGCGCCUACUACAACUCCAGCUGGGAAAAGGAGCGCACCAACCGCAGUGGCAUCGAGCCCUGCUAUGGCGAGAAAGACAAGCGGCGACAUUGCUUCGCCACGUGGAAGAAUGUCUCUGGAACCGUGGAGGUCGUCAAGCAAGGCUGCUGGCUGGAUGACGUCAACUGCUACGACAGUAACGAGUGUGUGGAGAGGAAGGAGAGUCCUGACGUUUUCUUCUGCUGCUGUGAAGGCAACAUGUGCAACGAGAGGUUCCUGUACGCCCCUGAUGCGCCCCCACAGAGUGACCCGCACCAUUCAACUGCCUACACCACCUCCAACCCAUUUUCCCAGAAGCCCCAGCUCUUCAGCACUCUGCUUUACUCGCUGGUUCCCAUCAUAGGCCUGGCCGCCGUUGUCCUCUUCUCUUUCUGGAUGUGGAGACAUCACAAACUGGCCUAUCCAGCUGCCCUCGUCCCCACACAUGUAAGUCUCACCAGCAGGGUGAAAACGUGUAAAUCCCUUCACCACUUUUUUUGUCUUCAUGUUUGGUCCACAGCGCUCAUCACUGUAGUGCAUUUGCAGAGGUCACCUGUCAAUCAAACAGUGGUGCAGGGACUGGGGUGACCUCUUUCUUUCAAAGUUGCUGAUGAUGCAUUUAGAGUUUCUCUUUUUGUCUGUUCAGCUGUAGUGGCCAUCGUGUCUAUCUUCGUCUGUUAAUUGCAAACAAAAGGGAAAUGUAAAAUGCAUCAGUUGCAGGGGGGCAAAUGAUUUCUUUCCUGGAAACACAUACUGUAAGUGCAGUGGGAAUAAACAUAGAACUUGCAAGCAGGUAAAAAAAAUCUCAAAUUAUUUAUUGCAGAAAAUGUCUUGACUCAGCUCUGGUCGAUUGUGUUGAUAUUUAUUUCCUACCUGAGUCAAUGCUCAUUAGUUGCUGCUGUAAAAAGACUCAUGUGUUGUUUGAAGUUUGCAGCAUGAAACAGUAGAAACAUUGUACUCUGCCGUCUCUAUUUAACCAACCUUCAACUCCACAGCUGAUCUAGUUUCUCAGUGGGCUGAAACAGCCUUGGCCUUUCCUGCCCCGUGCAGCAGAGGGACAGAGUUACGGGCAGCCAGAGCAGACACACUGUGUGGAGAGUUUACGUUGGGAUAAUUGCUUUUUCAGUUUCUUCUUUCAAAGUUGUAUAGAAGGACAAGAUGAGCCCUGCUUCUGUCUGUAUCUUUUUUCUUUCUGAGUAAACACUUCCCAGACUUGCUUUUAAUUCGCCAGACUAGUGUUUGGAUAUGACUGUAAUUGGGACAGUUCAUAUUGUGCCAGAAAGGCAUUUAAUCACACACAAGUUGUUAGAUUAAUAUUUAUUUUCUUAAAAACUUUUAAGUGCACAUAGGGCUGAUUAGGUUAAAAUAAUUGUUGGCAAAAUAGAGACCCACACUGGAAAAUCUCAUAUCUACACUUUUGAUCCAUUUCAUGUCUUCACUUGAAUUAGCCAUGUUUCAUCACCUUUGUAAACAUUUUCUCAAAUCUCCUUUUUUGUAGGACUGAGAAUAAGGCUGCUUUUCCAAACUCCUGAUUCAUUUCGUUUUUCACAAUUCCGAGGCGGUUUUAACCCGACAGCAGCAGAGCUAUAUUCUCUGCUGCUCGGCAGCAGGGGAAAAAGAAAACCCAUGCUGAGCUUCCACCUUAUGGAAGAGGAGUCAGGGGCCUCUGCAUUAUUGAUGAGGCUUUAUAUAGGCAAACAAAACUAAACACAGAGACACUCACAGCUUUGCCUGGUGGUGGUGGGUGGAUGGGGAGUGCGUGGGAGGAAGAGAGGAGAGACAUGCAAUUCUCUCAACUUAGUUAUUGUAUUUGCACAGUGCUAAAGCAUUGCAGGGAAGAUAAAAAGACAGUGACACAAUACAAUCCAGAAACAAAUGCUAAUGUGCCUUGGAAAAACGACACUGCUAAGAGGCUUAUG